UGCUAAAACGUCAAACAUAAAACUGCAACUGCGGAGGAAAGUGGGUAGACUGUUUUGCGGCAUCCUAAUUUACAAAUUAGAAUUUUCGAAAACACUACUAUUCUAUUGCUUAAAGUACCUGUACGGUGUGCUUUGCGUGCUAGGUACAAUAAUAUAUAAACAUGAGUGAUCAGGAUGUUUCCAAGAUGAAGGUAGCGGAUUUGAAGAAGGAGCUCAAAAAUCGAGGGCUCAGUACCCUUGGAAACAAAAACGAACUGGUCGAUCGACUACAGGGGGCUUUAAUAGAUGGUGGUGAUCCCCUGGAAGAUACUGCUAUUUCUGAAGAUCUGCUUGAAGAUGAUGAGCUUAACGAUGAUAUUCUUGAGGAAGAUGAGGAAGGCAAGGACCAACAUGAAACGACUGAAGAAGAUCGAAUAUUGAAAUCUCCAACUCCAAGUGAACCAUCUAAAUCUGAAUCACCGGAGCAGAAAAGUUUGGAGACCAUUUCCAAGGAAUCGAUUGCGGACAGGAAGGAUGAUUUAGUGGCGGUUCCUCAGAAAAAAGUUGCUCUCAAGCGAAACAUUUCUAUUUCUGUCCCAACUCCCACCGUGGCAGCAACAACCACUGAAACUGGCACCGAAAAUGACAAAAAGGCAGCUGAUGAUUCUGUGCAGAAGGAAUCGGAAAACGCUCCAGUUGAACCGGAAAAAAAGGUGCUUAAACUAACCGAACUUACAACUCAGCAGAGGCUUGAGAUGCGUGCCAAAAAAUUCGGAGCACAAGCAAAUGAAAUUCCGGACUCCAAACUGCAGGCUCGUGCGGCCCGCUUUGGACUAAUGAGCAGUGAUUCCGCUGGCGGCGUAACAACCACCAAACCCACGAGUACUCUGGUGGGGGUUGAUGCGCUGAAGAAGCGAGCUGAGCGCUUUGGAGUCAGCGUGUCCGAUAAGAUGACGAAAAUCGAGCAGGAUGAGAAGUUAAUUAAACGCCAAGAGCGGUUCGGGGCCGUUUCUGCGCCAACUCUGACAGCCACCGGCAAGGUUGCCAUCAGCUCCGGUAGCAGCACAAAGACAGACUACGCCGAACGUGCUCGCCUACGGUUGGAACGAUUCAAGAAUACUGCCUAGAAAGGCACUAUACCCGGAGGAUGCUGGUCUGCAAUCAAUCAUAUUCUUUUGAACCCUUCGGGGUCAAAACCAUCUAAGCGUAGUGAACUUAUAUACGUUACUCUCAUACGAAAAAAUUACCAAUAAAGGUGAAAAAUAAACAGCCUA
Armigeres subalbatus is the source of this 1253-nucleotide messenger RNA. RefSeq lists its product as uncharacterized. The record is from RefSeq and is a predicted model, not a curated record. The transcript has 3 exons. Gene Ontology annotation, biological process: poly(A)+ mRNA export from nucleus. NCBI's taxonomy places the organism in Eukaryota, Metazoa, Arthropoda, Insecta, Diptera, Culicidae. Gene Ontology annotation, cellular component: nucleus. The coding region runs from base 162 to 1106 and encodes 314 amino acids.